UCAAGACACAGGUUAAAGUGCAGCCACACAAUUUGGUAAAAUAGACAUUUUAAAGGCUACAGUAGAAUGUAGGGCUUGUAUUAAAAAAUACAAGAAUUUUCACCAGAUGACUUAAAGUAAGAAAAUUAAAAAAUAGUGGCAGGGUUUUUACUCACCACAACUGCAGAGGCUACCAGCUUCAUUUGAAAGACUACAGACUACAUGGGGCCGUUAUUUAUUAAUCCCUCUGUGUUUUUAUAUUUUUACGUUUUAAUCCGCUCCCUGAACUUCAUAUUAAAAGCCCCUUAUAACCCCGGCUGAGAGAAUCCAUCCAUUUUCUAAAUAGGCUUUUAUUGUGAAACAUUUGUAGGAACUUGUUGUGAAGAAAUCAGUGGCCUUUAUGUUUACGUACGGUACUUCAAAUGUAGCUCCUGCCGUCUGCUGGCGGUUUUUACGUUACUACAACAAUAUUUCAGCUGGCACAUGAACAGACACAGUGACUCAAAUAAUAGUAAAAGUAAUAAAAAUAGGACAAGAAUAACCCGAUGACAUCACACACGUCGUGAAAGACGACCGGGGAUAAUUGGUGUGUACCAUCGUGUAGUGUGUCAUGUCUGUCGGUCAAGUCACAGCAUGAUUUUAUGACUCCACAAUCGUGUAAUGUGACAUAGUGACUUUCAGAACGGGCAGAAAAGUCGUGUAGUGUGUACCAGGCAUAAAUCCUCCUUUACUAUACUAGUAUCAGUAUCGGUACAACUCUACUUGAUAGCUUUCACUUUAUCCUUCACUGGAGUAGCCAAAUGCUACAUCUCCCUGGGCCCCAGUGGGGUCCAUUAAUGUCUGUACACAAACUAAUGGCAUCCAUCCAUCAGCUGUUGAGACACUGCAGUCUGGACCAAAGUUAGAUAACAAAGGCUGACAUGCACAUCGUGGAUUUACAUGGGUAGUGGCACAUACAUAAAACCAAGUCAUUAUAGCUUCAUCAGGAAACAUUGGAGCUAUUUCUUUAGCCGUUAACUGCAGUUAUUCAUAUCAUCUAAAAAGCUCUGUCCCUGUUACCAGAUUUGAGCUCUAAGCUCACUACUCUGUUGAACUUGGCUGACAAGAUACAACAUGUCAAUGUGACAGCUUGUUGCCUCUGACAGUUGUUUGAAGUUUUACCUUUAAUAUUGCCAGGCAAGAGUCCCCUGCCUUUUGUGACAAAGAGAUUCAGUAAUUCAUUCAUUUUCCGUAACCGCUUGUCCUGUUAGGGGUCAUUGGGGGCUGGAGCCUAUCCCAGCUGACAACAGGUGAGAGAUGGGGUACACCCUGGACAGGUCACCAGGCUAUCACAGGGCUGACACAUAGACACAGACAACCAUUUAUGCACACAUUCACGCCUACCUAGAGUCACCAAUUAACCUAUCUUGCAUGUCUUUGGACUGUGGGAGGAAGCUGGAGUACCCGGAGAAAACCCACACUGACCCAGGGAGAACAUGCAAACUCCAUGCCGAGGGGCUCCCCCACCCCAGGGGUGCGAAUCCCCCCACCCCAGGAUUGUCCUGACUUACCCUGCUUGAGAUCCACGUGCAAACAUGACAACCACAUCCAACAGCAGCAUUUUGGGUGGCAAGGUUUCUUCCUCGCCCCUCAUAUCUUCUCCACCCCGGCAACGCCUAGUCACCAAAGAUGGACACUGUGCCCUUCGUCCACCUCUGUGCUCUUCAGGCUUGCAGCGCAGGGCCUUGGGCAGAGCUUGGUUGCUGGCCCUGCAGGAUUUGUGGGGACUGUUGGUGGGUCUGCGCUGGAGAUGGGUCCUGCUGGCCUUCUGCACCUCUUUCCUGGCCCACUGGCUGCUGUUUGCCUGCCUGUGGUACUUGCUGGCCCACUUCAACGGAGACCUAGUGGUGCAGGAUCAUGAUGCCCCCCCACAGGGGCAUGUGGUUUGCGUAAAGCACAUAACCAGCUUCACUGCUGCUUUUUCCUUUUCCCUGGAGACACAGCUGACCAUCGGCUACGGCACCAUGUUCCCCAGUGGAGACUGUCCCAGUGCCAUAGCACUGCUGGCUGUGCAGAUGCUGCUGGGGCUUAUGCUGGAAGCAUUCAUCACAGGUGCAUUUGUAGCCAAGAUUGCGCGUCCCCAGAAGCGAGCAGGAGCCAUCCAGUUCAGCCCCCAGGCGGUGGUGGGCCAAAACCAGGGCCAGAUGUGCCUCAUGCUACGGGCCACCAACCUGCUGCAGCGACCUCUGGUGGAUGUAAAAAUGAGUGCUGUGCUCUAUGAGGAGCAUGAAGGUCAGGCUCUGCACCAGACCUCUCUGGACUUUCACUUGGAUCAUUUAGGCCAGCAGCCCUGUCCAUUCUUCAUCUUUCCACUCACCUUUUACCACCCAUUGGACCGCCAGAGCCCCCUCUAUCCUGCCCUGUGUGAGGGCACGUCCAAUCACUUUGAGUUGGUGGUCUUCCUGUCAGCCUUGCAGGAGGGAACUGGUGACUCCUGCCAGAAGAGGACCUCCUACCUGCGCCAAGAAAUCCAGUUUGAGCGUCGCUUUGUACCUGCCUUGGGGUUGGAUGCUCAGGGGAGGUACAUGGUGAGCACCCAGCACUUUGACACGGCUCACUCAAAAGAGCCUUUUAACAAGGACUGUGUGGUGCAGAUCAAUGGUGAUGGCAACGACAGGAUGGAGUAAGAAUUCUGAAGGGCAGGUCUCAUAGGGACAGAUGAGAGUUUCUAAGGGAUAACUGGGGUAGAUAUUUUUGUCAGGUGGUACUUGAUUUAAUUUGGUAAAUCUGAAUUUAUAUCUAAGCAUUUGAAAUUAAAAAUGUAUAUGAGACAUAGGUGCUGCUGUGGUCUGCCUCAGCUUUAACCUGUUAUUUGUUAUUGGAAUGGUAAAAUUACUGACUGCUGUAAACAUUCAUCAGAGUUUAGAGACCUACUUCCUCCUUCAGCUUUGAACUGCUGUACUUACUACAGCUGUUUGCGUUGGGUAUUGGGGCGAUCAUCUCACUGCUUGUGAGUUGUUGUUUUUUUGAAGACUGGACCUAAUUUUAGAGAUGUCCCUGCAUUCUGAGAUCUGAGCAGUUACGAUGCUGAGUGCAACAUUGUCAUACCUGAUAGAACUGAUGGCCAGGGCUACAAAAAUAAAACCCAAACUGUAAUAAAGCACAGUUUGCUUUUAAAUUUAAUCAAAAUUCCUUUGCAUUGUAUUACUUUCCAUGUAAGGUUUUGUGACUGGAUUGAAUACAGUCAAGCUAUAUUUGUGGUGACACAGUCCAUUUCAAAUUCAGUUCCACUUUCGGUAAUCAAUAUUCUAUCAUUAACACUAAAUCAAAUGAGCAUGUGUAAUGUGAAAGUGGGCAUUCAUUGUGAUGGACCCUCAGUGAUCAAUAUUUCCUUUUCUUUCAGCUCAUUGUUUUAGUCUUAUGGCACAUUUGGUGUUUGGUUAAAUCUCUUCGCUUUCAACUGCUUGGUUUACAGCAACAGCAGGUAGCUGAUUUCAGCAAAAAAAAUAAAUAUAAAAGCUUUAAAAAUCUGACUCUUCACUACCUGCUGAAUGUUUGUACAAAAUUUCAUGGAAAUCCACACUUUACAGUUGUUGAGAUAUCCCACUGUGGACAAAAGUGGUCGACCCACAAACCAACGGAUGACCAUUCACAUAUUAAAACCCAGAAUAAUUCUUUGGAAUAUGCCCAGUGGAAAUGUAAAUUAUAAUUGAUUUGUACUGGAUGUAUAAAAACACACUUAACGGUCCUUAAACCUGUUGUGAAUUCCAUAGCAUUUGAUAAUUAAAUUGGUGCAGAUCAACAAUACAUUACAAAGGCGGAUGAACUCAUUCAAAACCACAUGCCCCAGGCACAGCGCUCAGUCCUUAUACUUUGGUGCAGGUGAUGGCAGGAAACAUCAGACUGAUAAUCAAUAAGUAGAUACACUGCACAUAGGAGGGAUGAAUUGCUUCCUCUUUUAAUCUAGUCUGUUACAAACACAUGUUUCGCCCAUGGUCUCAUCAGGUUUGUAGUGAUGAAGCCAUGGGAAAAAUGCAUUGUUUGGAAUUAGUAGGUAGGGCAGGUAUAUUGAAAGUGUUGAAAUAGCAAGUACCAAUCCGAAAGCAAUAUAAUGCGAUGACUUCACUGCCAUCUCUGUAAAAUGGGGCAUUCAUGUUACUGAUCAAUGAUUUCCUCUACUGAUGUUUGUGGACUCACAACACAAUUGAAGGAUUACACUGUUACUGUCAACAUGAGCUCAGCUGCAUGAAAUGACAUAUGGCUUAGUAUUAACUGAUAGAAUUAUACUGACUGCUGAUUGAUUUAUAAUGUCUUUUUUAAUCACUGACUUAAUCAUUAUGCAAAGCAAAAAUCAAUGUAUUAACUUCAAUUUGUACAGUAUCGAAUGUCUCUAGAUUUGACAAAGAAAGCAAGGAAGUAAGGAAGAGGUGUUGUAGUAAAUGUGUGUUUGUAUUUGGAGUGCCAUCUCUUUAAAGGCUGAUACCAUGAAGAGAAUCACUGUGUUAUCAAUGUUGUUUAAAAUCAUGUAGCCUUUAGACAUAACAGAGGAAAUGUUCCAAAAAUGCGAUUGUUAAUGGUGGGAUCUCACUGAAUCUCAAAUGCUUC
Molecule: messenger RNA, 4563 nt
Organism: Epinephelus fuscoguttatus (brown-marbled grouper)
Lineage: Eukaryota; Metazoa; Chordata; Actinopteri; Perciformes; Serranidae
Gene: kcnj13
Product: potassium inwardly rectifying channel subfamily J member 13
Exons: 3
Coding region: 1554-2645 (363 amino acids)
Biological process (GO): regulation of monoatomic ion transmembrane transport; potassium ion import across plasma membrane
Cellular component (GO): plasma membrane
Molecular function (GO): inward rectifier potassium channel activity
Source: RefSeq, a predicted model, not a curated record